AUGGGCUUGUUCUCCAAGAAGGCUCCCGCCGAGGAGCAGGUGGCCGUUGAGCCAGCCGAGCCCCUGCCGGCCGGCGAUGAAAAGUCGCUGAGAAACACAGCCGAGAAGUCCAGCGAGGAGGACCUCGUGGGCAAAGAUGUUCAAGCUGGUGUUGCCAAGGUUGAGGGUAUGACGGCCGUCUGGACGAAGCGUGACCUGAUCAUUGCCUACGUCUUCAUCUGGCUCUUCUACGUCGUCACCGCCAUCCAGGAAGUUUCCAUCCGUGUGUUGACGCCUUUCGUCACCAGCAGCUUCUCGCUGCACUCUCUGACAGCAGCAACGAGCAUCAUGUCAACUCUGAUCGCUGGCCUCAUCAAGCUGCCCUUGGCCAAGAUCCUCGACACCUGGGGCCGUCCUCAAGGUCUCUCCUUGAUGCUUGUAUGCUGGAUGCUCGGUUUCAUCAUGAUGGCGGCAUGCAACAAUGUCCAGACUUAUGCCGCCGCACAGGUCUUCUACUCCACAGGAGCCCAGGGCCUUAGCUACUGCAUCACCAUUUUCAUCGCCGAUACCUCAACGCUGAAGAGCAGAGCCCUUAUGCUGUCAUUUGCCACGUCGCCUUACAUCUUCCUGACUUGGGCCGCUGGGCCGAUUACCGAGAGUCUUCUCAAGGAGGGCGGUAUUGGCUGGCGCUGGGGUCUGGGCAUCUGGUCCAUCGUUGCACCCGUCGUGAUUUGCCCUCUGGUCGGUCUCUUUCUCUGGAACCAACGCAAGGCUAUCAAGCAGGGCGUCAUUCAGGACCGCGGCGCCAUCAAAAACAUCUCUCUUGCCAAAGUCAAGGCGUUCCUCAUUGAGGUGGAUGCUUUGGGCAUCCUCAUUCUUGCUACCGGCAUGGCUCUUUUCCUCCUGCCAUUCAGCUUGUACUCCUACCAAGCCGACGGCUGGCGCUCCCCCAUGAUCAUCUCUUUCAUCAUCAUCGGUUUCCUCCUGAUCAUUCUCUUUGCUGUCUACGAGAAGUUCUGGGCCCCAGUCACCUUCAUUCCUUUCUCCCUGCUGAUGGACCGAACCGUCUUCUUCGGCGGGUUGAUGUUUGUCUUCCUGUUCUUCAACUCGGCCGUUUGGGGUUCUUACUUCACCUCCAUGCUUAUGGUCGUCUGGAACACCUCUGUCUCACAGUCUACCUACAUCGGCAACAUCUACCGCACCGGAUCCUGCGGUUUCUCCCUGAUCAUUUCUGGCUUGAUCUACAAGACCGGUCGUUUCAAGCCAUUCGCUCUCUUCUUCUGCAUCCCUCUUAUGAUGCUUGGUGUUGGCCUCAUGAUCUAUUUCCGUCAGCCGGACAAGGACAUUGGAUACGUUAUCAUGACCCAGAUCUUUGUUGCUUUUGCGGGUGGCCCUUCCGUCAUUUGCGGAGAGAUGGCCAUGCUUUCUCCCUCCGACCAUCAGCAUGUGGCAGUCAUCUUCGCCGUUCUCGAUCUGUUUGGCAGCAUUGGCUCCACGGUUGGAUACACCGUCGCAUCAGCCAUUUGGACCGGAACCUUCAAGAAGAAUAUUGCGAAGUACACGCCCGCAGGAACUCCUGUCGACCAGAUCUACGGAGAUAUCUACUCGCAGCUCGGCUAUCCUGUCGGAUCUCCUGAGCGCAUCGGAAUCCAGCGUGCUUACGGUGACUCGCAGCGCAUCAUGCUCAUCACCAGUGUGUGCCUGUUGGUUGGUGCACUUGGCUCCGUUGCCAUGUGGAGAGACAUCAACGUCAAGAAGGUGAAGCAGGUGCGCGGAAACGUUGUUUAA
Messenger RNA from Colletotrichum chrysophilum, 1767 nucleotides. RefSeq lists its product as uncharacterized. The coding region runs from base 1 to 1767 and encodes 588 amino acids. The record is from RefSeq and is a predicted model, not a curated record. Gene Ontology annotation, molecular function: transmembrane transporter activity. The transcript is spliced from 4 exons. Lineage: Eukaryota; Fungi; Ascomycota; Sordariomycetes; Glomerellales; Glomerellaceae. Gene Ontology annotation, biological process: transmembrane transport.